AUGGAUCGACUGCCGCAGGAAAUCGUCGACCGCAUUGCCGCACUGCUCCCCGCCGGCGCCAUCCCGAUGCCCGAGCCUCCAGCCCCGAGACACGCGAGCAAGCCCGGCAUGCUACAGCGCCUCGCUUCCAAGGUUCGCCGCGAGCACCACCACCCGGCGCCGUCCAGGCACUGGACGCGCGCCUCCGCGGCGGCGACGUCCCGCCGGUGGCAGCGCGCCGUCGAGCCGCUCGUCUACGCCGCCCUCGUCCUCCGCGGCGGCGACCCGGCCCUCGAGAGACUACGCGCCGCACUGGCGCGUCGCCCCGAGCGCUGCGCGCACAUCCGCUCCCUCACCGUCGUCCUGCCGCUGACCCACCGCCACUGGACCGGCCGCGGCGUCGACGCGGAGGCGCUCCUGCGGCCGCUGUUUUCCGUCCUGUGCGAGGUGCGGACGACCGCGACGGUGGACCUGACGCUGCGGUUCGAGGCUGGGCACCCGGGCAUGCGGCACCGCUGUCGCCAGGGUAUCGUGUUCGACGGGGACGAGCCUGCGGUGGCGGUGGCGGGGUGCGUCCGGAGGCUGGACUUUACGCCUGCCGCGCCGGAGACGGAGCGUGGCCGGCGCGACGUGCUCCAGCUGCACCUCGCGGAGCAGGCGCGCCUCGUCUUGGAGGCGGCGCGCUUCCCGAACUUAUGCGCCGUGGUGUGGCACGCGGUCGAGUCCGAGGCGCAGGCUGAGCGGGACGCCGCGCGUGACGCGUUCGCCGCGUGUCUGGCGGAGAACCUCCCCCGACACCGGGGCGUGACGGAGGUCAGCGUGGCGCUGCGCCUCGGGAGGCUGGGCUUCACCGUGUGCGCGGCGAGCGGCGUCGGCGCGGCGAGCUACGGCCAGCUGCUGCAGACGCUGGCCGCCGCGACGCAUGUGGAGGAGCUUCGGUACGCUGGCGUCGUCGCGCCGGCGUUGCUCGACAACGGUCGGUGGCAGGCGCUGCGCAGGCUGACGGUGUGCAUGGCGCUCCUGGACCCGGAGGGGCGGUUCUACUUUGCCGGGGACGUCUACGCCGACGCCGAGCUGGACACGCCGCCGGGGUGGUGUCCUCUGGCGCCGUGGGAUAGAGACGAUGAGAGGUUCCGCGAGGUGCCGGAUGAGGAGGUCAUGGCGCCGCUGCUGCGCGCGCUGGCGGGGUUGCUGGAGCGGCUGCCGAGGCUGGAGACGGCGCGGCUGGUGGUGCGGCGCGGGACGCUCGGGGCGCCGCCGUGGGAGGUGUGCUACUGCGCGCCGGGGAGGACGGACAAAGGCGCGUGGGUGCCGGCGGAUGGGGGCGACGGCGACGGCGACGGCGACGGCGACGGUCGGCCGAGCGUGUGGUUCGUGACGGGCCGGUGGCGACCGGGGGAUGAGCUGGUGAGGGAGUUUAGGAGGGCGGGGAGGGGAGCUGGGCACGGGGAGGAGGCGUCGGUGAUGUACUGGUCCAUGGAGGAUUCUCCGGUUCGUCUGUAA
Messenger RNA from Cordyceps fumosorosea ARSEF 2679, 1482 nucleotides. RefSeq lists its product as hypothetical. NCBI's taxonomy places the organism in Eukaryota, Fungi, Ascomycota, Sordariomycetes, Hypocreales, Cordycipitaceae. The record is from RefSeq and is a predicted model, not a curated record. The transcript has a single exon. Bases 1 to 1482 code for a protein of 493 amino acids.